AUGACGUCUACCAACCCCACCACCACAUCCCUCCUCCCGACCGCCCCGACCGCCACAGGCUCCCCCGCCGGGCCCACGAAGCCAACCGAGUGCAGCCUCCUCGGCUCGUUCGCCAUCUUCGUGCAGCUCGCCCUCGGCGCCCUGGCCCUGCUCUCGCUCGUGUACAAGCGCUGGCGCGAGCGCCCGCAGCGCCCCGUCAAGAUCUGGUUCUUUGACGCCUCCAAACAGGUCUUUGGCAGCGUUUUGGUUCAUGGCGCCAACGUCUUCAUGUCGCUGCUGACCAGCGGCAAGUUCAGCAUCGAGGUCGAUGCCGGGGCGGUGGCUGCGAAUGGGGUGGUCAGGAGAAUGGUGGGGGGGCUGAUGGGGAGGGCCGAGGAGGACGUGUAUGUGCCGAAUCCGUGCUCCUUUUAUCUGUUGAAUUUGGGGAUUGAUACCACCAUCGGCAUCCCCAUACUCAUCGUCAUUGUGCGCGUCCUGACCAAGCUCGUGGCCUACACCCCCCUCGGUAGCCCGCCUGAGUCCAUUCAGAGCGGCAACUAUGGCACUCCGCCAAACGCCUGGUGGUGGCUCAAGCAAAGCUUGAUCUACUUCUGCGGCCUCAUGGGCAUGAAGCUCGUCGUGCUCUUCAUGUUCAUGGCGUUCCCGUGGCUACCACACGUGGGCGAUUGGGCGCUGGGCUGGACCGAGGGCAACGAGAAGCUGCAGAUCGUCUUCGUUAUGAUGCUAUUCCCGCUCAUUAUGAACGCUCUGCAGUACUAUAUCAUCGACUCCUACAUCAAGAAGCAGGAGGCUGCCGCGAUUGAUGGCGAGGCCUCCACAGGCACUAGCGGGCCGAUCGCUUACGAGGAGCUGGCGAUUUCCGAGAGCGAAGAUAGCGACGACGACGAGGACGACGAUGUGCGGAAGAGCGUCAACGCCGAGAGGAGCUCGCAUGUGCGGAUGGAGAGGCAGGAUUCCGUCACGGGCCGGCCCAAUCGAGAGGGCGAGUAUGAUCCGGAUGUGGAUGGCGACAGCCCGACAAUAAUCGGCAGCAGCUCGAGCCACAUCUCGGACAGGGGGACGCUGCCUAAGCCGUUACUCCCUGCCGAGUAA
Molecule: messenger RNA, 1092 nt
Organism: Chaetomium globosum CBS 148.51
Lineage: Eukaryota; Fungi; Ascomycota; Sordariomycetes; Sordariales; Chaetomiaceae
Exons: 2
Coding region: 1-1092 (363 amino acids)
Cellular component (GO): membrane
Source: RefSeq, a predicted model, not a curated record